Messenger RNA from Gambusia affinis (western mosquitofish), 6705 nucleotides. Its product is annotated as NLR family CARD domain-containing protein 3-like. The transcript has 10 exons. Lineage: Eukaryota; Metazoa; Chordata; Actinopteri; Cyprinodontiformes; Poeciliidae. The record is from RefSeq and is a predicted model, not a curated record.
UACAAAAGGAGACAGGCAGAAGUCAGGAAAAUUAUAAGAAAUGCUAAAAGGGAUUAUUGGAGGAAAUAUUGUGAGUCCUUAGGGAAAAAUACUGCAUUAGAUAAGGUUUGGAAUACUAUAAAAAAAAAUGUCCGGUAAAUCAAGAGAAUAUUUCUUUCCAGUAUUAAAAGACGAUGAUAAAAUUAUAGUAGAUAGUAAAAGUAAAGCAGAAUUAUUAGCAAGAGUAUUUACAAAGAUACAUAGCACAGAGAAUCUAAAUAGUAAAGAAAAAAAAGGACGUGAAAUUACAUUACAGAAUCAAAAUGAAUUAUUGUAUAAUGAUGAAGAUAAUGAGGACCUUAUUAAUAUAAAUUUCUCUUUAAUAGAAUUGAAUAAAGCAUUGAAAAAUUCCAGUAAAUCAACUCCUGGGAAUGAUCAAAUUAGUUACAGUAUGCUAAGUAAUCUUAGUGAAUUGAGUAAAAAAAUAUUAUUAGAAUUGUAUAAUAAGGUAUGGAAGGAAGGAAUAUUACCUGACAAGUGGAAAGAAGCAAUUGUUAUACCUAUUUGUAAACCUGGUAAAGAUCCUCACUCAGCUGAGAGUUACAGGCCAAUAGCUUUAACAUCAUGUAUUGGUAAGAUUAUGGAAAAAAUGGUAAAUAAUAGAUUAAUUUAUUAUUUAGAGUUGAAAGAGAAGAUUAAAUCCUAUCAAUUUGGUUUUAGAAAAGGUAGAAGUACAAUAGAUUCUGCAUUAUGUCUGGAACAUGAAAUUAGACGGGCUCAGAUUAAUAAGGAGAGUUUAAUAGCAAUUUUUUUAGAUAUAGAAAAAGCUUAUGAUAUGUUAUGGAAAGAAGGGUUGUUAAUUAAAAUAAAACAAAUGGGGAUAAGGGGCAGAAUAUAUAGAUGGAUUAAAAAUUUUUUAACGGAAAGAAAUAUAAAAGUAAAGGUAGGUGGAGAAUUAAGUUCAAGGCAUCAAAUCGAAAAUGGCACUCCCCAAGGUAGUAUAAUAAGUCCUAUGCUAUUUAUUAUAAUGAUUAAUGAUAUUUUUAAUAAUAUAGAUAAAUCUUUUGGCGUUUCAUUAUUUGCAGAUGAUGGCCUUAUUUGGAAGAGGGGAAGAAAUAUUGAAUUUGUAAAUAGGAAACUACAAGAGGCGUUACAUAAUGUAGAAGCUUGGGCUUUAGAAUGGGGAUUUAGAAUCUCAAUAUCUAAAUCUAAAGUUGUUGUUUUUACUAAUAGAAAGUUAGAUAUUAUUACAAAUCUCAAAUUAUAUGGGAAUGUUAUUGAAAGGAUAGAUCAAAUAAAAUAUUUAGGUUUCUGGUUUGAUAAAAAACUUACAUGGAAGACUCAUGUUAAUAAAAUAGUUGGAAAAAGAAAAAAAUCUUAAAUAUAAUGAGGUGUUUAAGAGGAAACAAAUGGGGAGCUGAUAGGAAAGCUUUAAAAACAAUUUACACUGGUCUAAUCAGGUCAGUUUUUGAUUAUGGAUGUAUUUUAUAUAAUUCAGCUUCAAAUAGUUCAAGGCAUCAAAUCGAAAAACCAUAGAUAGAAUACAAUACUAAAAACCAUAGAUAGAAUACAAUAUCAAGCAUUAAGACUUUGUUGUGGAGCGAUGAAAAGUACCCCAAUUUCAGCUCUACAAGUUGAGAUGGGUGAGAUGCCGUUGGAGCUCAGAAGGAAACAAUUAGCCAUAACUUACUGGGCAAAUAUUAAAGGACAUAAAGAAAGUUAUCCUCCAUAUAUUAUGUUACAACCUUGUCAAGAAAAAGAAAAAAAGCAAAUAAAUAGUUUUGGAUGGUUUAUAAAAAAUGAAAUAAGAGAUAUAGGAAUAAAUCAUAGUUUAAUUAGUCCUGUGAUUGUUAUUCCUGUUAUUCCACCAUGGAUAAUUGGACAGGUGGAAGUUGAUUUAAGCUUACUGGAAAAAGGAAAACAAUUAGAAAAGAAAGAGGUGGAAAGUUAUAUUGGAAAUGAAUAUGCGGAAUAUAUACAAAUAUAUACAGAUGCCUCUAAAAUGUCAAAUAAUAAUAUAGGAAUAGCUUUUAUAAUUCCGGAAUUAGAUAUUAUGAGAAAUAAAAGAAUAACAGACAAAUUGACAGUAUAUACAGGUGAACUAAUGGCUAUUUUAAUGGCUCUAGAAUGGGUUGAGGAAACAAGAGAGAGAGCGGUUGUAAUCUGUUCAGAUUCAAGUAGUGCAUUAGUAAGUAUUGUAGAACAAAAUUCAGAAUCAAGGCAAGAUAUUAUAGUUGAUAUUAAUCAGUUAAUGUUUAGGAUUAAAAGUUAUGGAUCUCUGGUCAAAUUAGUUUGGGUUCCUGCUCACAUUGGAGUAAUAGGAAAUGAGCUGGCAGAUAGUUUUCCUAAGAAUGCAGCAAAAAAGUGUAUUGUGGAUUUAAAUAUUAAAAUGAGUAAAAAUGAGGUUAAAAAUAUUAGUAAAAUGUAUAUUAAGAAUAAAUGGCAGGAACAGUGGGAUAAAGGAAGCAAUGCCAGAUUUUAUUAUAGCAUCCAAAGAAAAGUUGGAGAAUUUAGGAAAUGUAACAGGAAUAAAAAAGAAGAAGAUAUUAUAUCUAGAUUAAGGUUUGGACAUACAGGUUUAAACAGUACUCUUAAAAUAAUUAAUAAACAUGAUACAGGUUUCUGUAGUUAUUGUGGGAAAUUAGAAACAAUACAACAUUUUUUUUUAGAAUGUAGUAAGUAUGUUCGAGAAAGGGAGGAGUUAAUUAGAAAUUUAAAUAGGAAUAAAAAUAAAUUAGAUAUUAGAAGUUUGCUUCAAAGAUCAUCGGGGGAUGUAGUUUUUAAUAGUAUUUUUAAUUUUCUAAGGAGAACAGGUAUUAUGGGAAGAUUAUAGUGAUUUUACAUCUGAUCCAUACUCCAGUCUAGAAGGUGGCGGUAAUGCACCUAAAAGUUGUUUGCCAACCGCCAUAAAAAAAAAACAAGAAGAAGAAGAAGAAGAAGGAGAAGCAAAGAUCUGAUCAGGUGGUUUACACUCAGAGGUUCUGGUCGGGAAAUGAAACUGGUAAACGGACCUGGUGGAGCAGAGAGACAGAAAUGAUUGAACUCCAACAAAACUAUGAGGAAACUGAAGCUCUUGACUUUUAACCUACUUACAGCUUCAUGGCUGAAUGAGGAAACUGAAGCUCCACGCCUUUCCUGAGAACUGAUCUGGAUCAGAACCGGUUCAGCAGCAUCUGGAUCAGCCAAUCAGCAGGAGUUUCCUCCUGCAUGUUUCUGCUGGUUCCAGUAGAAACGGUGAACUGGUGUCAGAGGUGAUCCACUGCUGGGAUCUGAUGGAAGUCUCUCUGUGGUUCUGAGAGGAAGAUGAUGAUGAUGAUGAUGAUGAUGAUGAUGAUCCUCCUGCUCGUUUCCCAGCAUGCUCUGGGUGGAGUAGUGGAGGUUAAUGAGGGGGCGGAGUCUGUCCUGCUGCCCUGCCUUUACUAUGAUCAAACACCUGAAGAUCCGUUACUCAUCUGGACUCGCAGUGACCUCAGUCCUAACUCCGUCCAUCUACGGAGAGAAAACGGUGACGAUCUUAAAAACCAGAACCAGCGUUUCAGAGACCGGACCUCCAUGAAUCCUGACGCUCUGGAUACUGGAAACUUCAGCCUGACUCUGAGGAAACCUCAACCGUCUGAUGGAGGAAACUACAUCUUCAGCAUCUCUAAUGGAAUAGAAGAACGGAAAGUGAAACAGAUUCAUCUGAAGGUCAAAGUUGAUCAGCAGGAGGUCAAGGUCACUGAAGGGUCAGGUUCUGUCGUCCUGCCCUGCAGAACAUCAUCCCACCUUCCUGAGGACACAAUAGUGGAGUGGACCCGCUCAGAACCUCAUUCCAUCUUCAUUCAUGUGUUUCCCAACACGAGUAAACAUUACACCCAGCAGGACAGAUAUUACAGCUGUCGAACAGAGAUGAAGAAAGAUUUCCUGAGGACCGGAGACGUCAGCCUGACCCUCAUGUUUCCCACACACAGAGACGGUGGACGCUACGUCUGCACCGUCUACAGAGACCAGGACGUCCUGAGACACACUGUGGUUCUGGAAUAUCUCAAAGAACCUUUUCCAUCCUGGGCCAAAGUUCUGCUGGUUCUGCUGGUUCUGGUUCUCAUCGUCUCUGCAGUUUUAUAUCAUUUUAAAGAUUAUUUCCUGCCAGUUUCACUGAAGGUGAAUUCAGGAGUUAAAUCUGUCCUGCUGCCCUGCAAAACCAACGUCUGCCUGCCUGGAGGCGCUAGAGUGGAGUGGAGGGACAGAGACAACAACUUGUUCCAUGGGCAUCCAAACGGUUCUGAUGAUCCUGAAGGACAGAACCUGACCAGCAGCAACAGAACCAGGAUGAAUGACGACCCACUGAAGACUAAAGACCUCAGUCUGACUCUGGAACGUCCCUCAGUUGCAGACAGCGGGAUCUACACCUGCAGAGUCUCCAUCAGGAAACGAGUCAUCCUGAUGAUGAAACGGGUUCAUCUCCAGGUCAAAGAUAUUGUUGCUCAGUAUCAGCCUGACCUUAAAGAGUUUCUGAAGACGAAGUUCCAGAGUCUCUCUGAAGGCGUCGCUGAACAUGGAAAUAAAACCGUUCUGAACCAGAUCUACACAGAGCUCCACAUCACAGAGGGGUUAACUAGAGAGGUCAACCAGGAACAUGAGGUCAGACACAUUGAAACAGCAUCCAGGAAACAAGAAACAAUCAGAAGAGAAGACAUCUUUAAAACCCCACCUGGAAGAGAUCAACCAAUCAGAACAGUGAUGACCAUGGGAGUGGCUGGCAUUGAUAAAACACUGUUAACACAGAAGUUCACUCUGGACUGGGCUGAAGGCAAAACCAACCAGAACAUUGAUUUCAUAUUUCCAUUCACUUUCAGAGAGCUGAAUAUGUUGAAAGAAGAAAAGUUCAGUUUAUUAGAACUGAUUCAUAAAUUCUUCACUAAAACCAAAGAAAUCAGCAGCUUUGAAACGUUUCAGGUUCUGUUCAUCUUUGAUGGUCUGGAUGAAAGUCGACUUGAUCUGGAUUUCAACAACAAUCUGAUCCUGACUGAUGUUACAGAGUCCAGAUCACUGGAUGUUCUGGUGACAAACCUCAUCAGGGGAACACUGUUUCCUUCUGCUCUCCUCUGGAUAACCACACGACCUGCAGCAGCCAAUCAGAUCCCUGCUCAGUGUGUUGACAUGGUAACAGAGGUCAGAGGGUUCACUGACCCCCAGAAGGAGGAAUACUUCAGGAAGAGAUUCAGAGAUGAUGAAGAGAAGGCCAACAGGAUCAUCUCCCACAUCCAGAAAUCAAAAACUCUCCACAUCAUGUGUCACAUCCCAGUUUUCUGCUGGAUCACUGCUAAAGUUCUGGAGAAUCUGAUGGAGACCAGAGAGGGAGGAGAUCUGCCCAAGACCCUGACUGAGAUGUACAUAGAGUUCCUGAAGGUUCAACUCAAAAUCAAGGAGGAAAAGUUUGAUAGAGGAACAAAGAGAAAAUCAAUCUGGAGUCGAGAGAACAGGAAGCUGAUUGAGUCUCUAGGAAGACUGGCUUUUGAUCAGCUGCUGAAGGGAAACCUGAUCUUCUAUGACAAAGAGCUCAAACAGUGUGACAUCAACAUCAAAGAUGCUUCAUUGUACUCAGGAGUUUUCACUGAAAUGUUUAAAACAGAGAGAGGAGUGAACAACAAAUCAGUUUACUCCUUUGUUCAUCUGAGCAUCCAGGAGUUUCUGGCUGCAGUCUACAUGCUCCACUGUUUCACCACCUGGAGGAAAACAAAAGUGAUCAAGAUGUUGCUGGGAAAAUAUUAUUUGUCCUUAUCUUUGGAUGAGUUUAUGAAGAAAGUCAUGGAGAAAUCCCUCAGCAGUGAAAAUGGCCACCUGGACCUGUUUGUCCGUUUCCUUCAUGGUCUCACUGUGGAGUCCAGCCAGAGCUUCUUAGAAGAUCUGCUGGGUCAGAGAGAGAACAGUCCAGAAACCAUCCAGAGAAUCAUCACCAACCUGAAGAAGAUGAACACUGAUAGAAUCUCUCCUGACAGAAGCAUCAACAUCUUCUACUGUCUGAUGGAGAUGAACGAUCUCUAAUUUUAUCAGGAGAUCCAACGGCUGCUGGAUUCAGGGAAGGAGCUCUCAGAUACUGACUGUUCAGCUCUGGCCUUCAUGCUGCUGAUGUCAGAGGUUCUGGAUGAGUUGGACCUGGAGAAGUACAACACAUCAUGGGAUGAACGACUGAGACUGGUUCCAGCUGUGAGGAACUGCAGAAAGGCUCGACUUGGUGGCUGUGAGCUCUAUCAGGAUGAAUGUGAAAUUGUGGCCUCAGCGCUGAAGUCCAACCCAGAUCUGACUGAACUGGAAAUAAAUCAGAUCGUACUGGGAGAUCAAUCCUUUGGAGAAUCUGAUCUGAAGCUCGUGGUUGAGAUCCUGGAGAGUUCAGUCAGUAAAGUGAAGAAUCUGAGAUUGAUUCUCUGCAGUUUGUCAGAGACCAGCUGGACUUCUCUGUUCUCAGCUCUGAAGUCCAAACCGACCCAUCUGACAGAACCGGACCUGACCGGAACCAACCUGGAAGAUUCUGGAGUGAAGGAUCUCUGUGGUUUUCUACAGACUGAAGGCUGCAGACUGGAGACAUUGAGAUUGAAGGAAUGCAGUUUGUCAAAGAUCAGCUGUGAUUAUUUGGCUUCAACUCUGAAGUCCAACAGCCUCCAUCUGACAAAACUGGACCUGAGAGACAACAACCUGAAGGAUUCAGAUGUUCAGCAGCUGAAGGAUCUUGUAGAUGAUGUAGAGUAA